Molecule: messenger RNA, 1185 nt
Organism: Rhododendron vialii
Lineage: Eukaryota; Viridiplantae; Streptophyta; Magnoliopsida; Ericales; Ericaceae
Product: F-box protein At5g07610-like
Exons: 1
Coding region: 1-1185 (394 amino acids)
Molecular function (GO): protein binding
Source: RefSeq, a predicted model, not a curated record
AUGACUAUGAAAACAUCCCGUAAAAAAACAAAGCCGAUCACCGACCCUACUCCACCCGAAACCUCGCCGGCGGCUGUACUAAUAGCCAACAGCGUCGAUCUCCUCGCACAAGUCCUUCUCCGUCUACCGGCCAAACCCCUAAUCCGAUUCAAGUCCGUUUCCAAACACUGGCUCGCUCUCCUCUCCGACUCCCACUUUGCCUAUGUCCACUCCCGCUUAAACCCUAAACCCUUGAUCUCAUCCUUGUAUUUCCGCUACAACAAAAAGCUCGACUCCGUUUCCCUCAACGGCAGCCCUACCUUUCCCUCUCUCUCCUUCCUACGUCCUCUUACAGGUGAUAUCACGAUUCUACACUCAUGCAACGGUUUACUGUUGAUUAAGAAAAAACAAACUGUUGACAAUCUUGUCAAAGUGCAAUACAUCGUUUGUAACCCGACCACGCAGAAAUUCCAUCUAAUUGGGCAGAAAUUCCAUCGAGUUGCUCGUCGCAGUGGACGUUUUUACAAAUCAGGUUGCUUGGCUUUCGAUCCAUCGAAAUCGCCUCACUACAAAGUUGUAUUGCUUCGUCGAGUCUCUUAUCCCUCUUUGGAGAUGCAUAUCUUCUCAUCGGAGACUGCAUCUUGGAAGAAGAUAUUUCUGACGGAUAGAUGUUAUAGGAAUGGUGCGUUUUGGAACGGAGCUAUCUAUUGGCUAUGUGACCAAUAUAAUCUGUUGAGAUUUGACGUUGAGACGGAGAAGAUGAUAGGGAUGCCGUACACACCAAGUAGUAGUAGAGUUAACAAUAUAUACAAGACUAGGUAUUUUGGGGAUUGCGGCCGUGGUGGCCGUUUGCUUCUGAUUGAGAGUCAUUCGCAUUCUACUGUGAGAUUCAAAAUCUGCGAGAUGGACAAGGACUACUGCUGUUGGAAUGUCAAGUUUCGUGUCGAUCUCAAGACCUUGAUAUCUGAAUUCCCUGUGAUCGAAAGUAAAAGGCGGUAUAAAUUUACAGUGUUGUGUGUUGUCGAGGGAGAGAAGGAAGAUGACUUUUCGCUCAUCUUCGCUAUCCCGGGUAAAAUUAUUUCAUGUAAUCCGCAAGAAAGGACUUGGAAUGUACUUCGCGAUCUGACACUGAGUGAAUACAGUGGAUUCAUAAAGUAUGGUUAUGCUAUUGUUUUUCCGUUUGUUGAAAGCCUAUCUCCUGUUUGA